AUGCAGCCCAAUGUAUAUAUGAAUGAAAUUAGAAAAGAUAAAGAUUGGUUAUCUACUUAAAGAAAAGAGAUGCACGAAAAAAAAGAAUUAAAUAAAUUACCUAAUGGUGAAUUCAAAUUUAAACCACCUAAAACAAUUGAAGAUUAACUUGAUGAAUUAUAAGUAGUCACAAUUAUAAUUUUAGUUAUAAUGCCUAAUUGGUCAUUAUGAUAGGAAAAUUAAGAUAAAAGGAUAUAAAGGAUCAUUCAAAUUGGAACAUUGGAAAAUGAUUGAAUUAAGAUUAAGAGGAAACUUUUCAAUAUCAUAAGUAAGAUUCAUUGAUACUAAAUUGGAUAAAGAAAAUUUAAUGAUAUUACCUUUAUGGUUUAGUUGGGUGAAAACUUAGAAUUUGGUUAUUGAAUUAUAACAUAAUGAAUUGGAUGACUAAUGUGUUGAAGAAUUCAUUUUUUAAAUAUUUGAAAGAAAUAUAAAUUUAUAAAAAGUAAAACUAGGUUUCUUAAUAAUUAGAUGUUUUUGAUUAGCAAUCCUGGAGUUUACAAAGGUUUUCUGCUUAGAAAAUUGAAACAUUAUUUAAUCAAAAAGUAUGAAAAUAAUAUGGAUUUUUAUUAUCUAUUGUUGAAAAAUAAAUCAAAAUUAUCUUUUGCAAUAAUAAAAAUCUAAAGAAAUUGGUAAGUUUAAAAAAUCAGAGAAGAGAGAGAAUUUGCGAUGAAGAAAAUUGAUCAAACAUUUUAUUUUAGUUUUAAUUUAUCAAAUUGUUUUACAUAAAUUAACUGGAAAGGAUUUGAACAUCUAAUAAGAUGCACUUAUAGUUUUGAUAAUUUAGAGUAAAUCUCAUCUUUAGAUAUAUCUGAGAAUUAUUUGGGUACUUAAAGUAGUUUUAAUAAUGCUUGUUAGAGUUUAUCAACAGCUAAAGGAUUAGUUACAUUAAAAUUAAAAAAAUAACCACUUUUUCAUAAUACUACAGCAAUUUAAUAAUUGAUAGGAGAUAGAUAUGAUCGAUUAAGAAUAAAUCAUUUAGAUAUAUCAGAUAAUUCAGAUAUAUUUGAAAAAGCUUUUUAAUUAUUAGCUGAUCAAAUAUUUCUUGAAUGUAAAUCAAUCAAUUUGAAUUAUUCAUUAAAUGAAAAUAGUAGUACACUUUAUAAAUUAUCUAUCUUUACUUAAGCUUUUGAGAGGUAGAAUAAUUUAUUUGAAGCUCAAGAAAAAUUAUCAAAAUCCAAUUUCGGUAUAAAUGAAUAUAUAUUUUAGGAAAAUAUAAAUAUAAAAGUAAAUUACAAUCUUUAGAUUUAUCAAAGGUUGAAAAUUUUAAUAGAUAUGAUUAAAUUGAAGCUCUUUUAAAAACGAUUGUUUUCUCUGAAUACAGUAAUGUUAGAACACACAGUAUAGUAUUUAAUUUUAUUUAGCUAUAUAAAAUUUGGAUGUUGGAAGAACUGAAAUAUAUUGUAAAGCCUUGAAUUCAUUUUAAUCGGAGUUCAUAUUUAAAAAAUCAAAAAUUCCUAAAUAUAAAGAUUUUAAAUUGAAUUUAAAAAAUUUAAUUUACUUAGAUUCAUAAUAAGAAUAUUCUAUGAAAAUUGAUGUUUUAAAAUAAUUUUUUUUAGAUUUUUUGUUUACUAAAGAAAAGUCACUUCUUGAAAUAGAAAGUUUUAAAUUUAUUAAAAGCUUUACAAAAAAAAAUAGAAAAGAAGCUUUAAAAUUGGCUGCAGCUUAUGUUUUAGAAGCAGUACAUAAAAAUCCAAAUUUAAAGUUUUCAAUUAAUAACUUGAAAUUUUUUUAGGCUUAAUUAGAAUUAGAUCUGUAAACAUUUAAAUGUUUUUUACUAAUUCCUAAUAUAAAAUUAAGAGUUUUUAAAUAUUUUAAAGAUUCCAUGAAAGUAUAAUUUUCUUGUAAUUUUUAUAGGGUGAAGGCAAUAAUUAUUUAAUUGAAUUGGAAAGUUUUCUUUUAUCUUAACCAUAAUCAUAUGUCCAUAGUUUAUAAAUUUUUAAAUUGGAUACUAUAACAGGAAUUUCUUUUGAUGUAAGUAAAUUGAUCAAACUUUUAAUAUAUUCUCCUAAACUUUAAAUAAAAGAAUUUCAUUUUUAUAAAAUCAAAUUAAGUAAGUUUAGUUUAUCAGUCAGAGAUUUAGAUUUACAUAUUUAAAAUUCUGUCGAUCCUAAUCGAAUUAUAGGAUUAAGAAGUUUGAAAUUUGGAGAUUUUUAGGGGGAAGGAGAAGAAGAGUUUUUUAAAUAUAUUGUUUUUAGUAAAUUUGUUAGAUUAAAAGAGUUGGCCUUAAAAACUAUAGACUUUAAUCAAAUUAUUUAAAAUUUAUAAACAUAAAUAUUACCAAAGGAUAAAAAUCCACUCGAAGAAUUAUAAAGUAUAGAAUUUGAGGAUAUUUAUAUAUCAUCAAAAGAAAUAUGGAAUUAAAUAUCGAAAAUAUUUAUAUUUUAAAACAAAUAAUUGGCUUCGCUUACCUUUAAUUCUAUAAAUAUUGAUAUUAAUUUUACAUUAGGUUUUACUUAAUCAACAGUACAAAAUAUUUCAUUAGCAAAAACUUAAUAACUUCAAUAUGAUUUUCUAUUACAUAUUACUGAAUUAAAGUUUAUUGAUUGUAAUUUUAAUAGUGAUUUUUUAUCAUUCUUUUUUCCUAUUGCUUAGAUUUAAAACUUAGAAAUUAUCAAAUGCAAAAAUAUUUAAUAGUCUAUGCUUAAGGUUCAAGAAAACUAUAUAGAUGAAAUUAAUCAAUUUGCUUUAAAAUAAUUCACAAUGAAGGAUUGUACUUUUACAGAUAUGAAUAUUUUUGAAUGGAUGGUUAAUUAUGUUAUUUUAAAUUUUGAUAGACAAUAACUUGAAACUCUAAAUCUAAUAAAUUGUGAUUUAAAUGAUGAAAUGAUUAUAAUCAUCUGCAAAUAGCUUCAAAAAAUUAUUAGCAAAAUAUAAGAAUUGAAAAGAAUAUUUUCCUUAAGAUAAAUAAAUUUUUCUUAAAAUGAUAAAAUUUAAGAAUUAUAAUGGAUUAAUGUAAAUAUUAUUAUUAUAAUCUUAGCUAUUUAAUACUAUUUUGAAUUAAAAUCAAACAAUGCAAUAUGAAUUAAUUGCUUAGGAUUCUCUUCGAAAAGAUUAAGUAAAUGUUUAGAUAAAUGAAAAUUUAUUAUUUAUUGAUUAAACGCUUUUGAAUUUAAAAUAAAAACUAUACUACAAUCAUAGAAUUUUUAAGCCUAACUUCCCAAAAUAACUCAAGAAAUUAGAAAUUGAUUUAGAAUUAAUCAAUAAAAUUAAAGCAAUAAAUAAAAAUGGAAAUUCAUAAUAAUAAGAAUUAAAAAGAAGCUUUUAUUAAAGAAUUGUGACUGGAUUUAUAAUUUAUCCUGAAAGUUAAUUAAAAAAAUUAAAACUAUCUAAUGUGGAUUUAGAUCUGUUUAUGUAAUGUUGUAACAUUAGUAUUGAAUUCUCACAAAAGUAUCUUGAAUUAUCUUUGAUAAAUACAUAUAAGCAAUAAUUUAUAAAUUUAGAAUAAAUUCAUAUAGUAAAAGUAACAACUCAAAGUAGAAUAAGUAUUGAAUAAUUCUUUAGAUUGUUUCUUUUUAAUCACUAAAUUAAUUUAAAAAAAUUAUCAAUUCAUGGAUUUAAAGAACAGUUUUUGCAAAUAUUCUUAAAUCUAAGUGAUAAUCGAUCAAAUUAUUUUCUUGAAUAGAUUUCAUUUGAAGAUUGUGAAGAUAAAUUAAAUGAAAGCUAAACUACAAAAUUUAUUGAAUAAUUAAUAGUUGGAAAAUUGUUUCCAAUAAAGAAAAUAACUAUUCCAAAAGGGAUUAUAUUUGAUUUUAUAAAAUAAUUUGAUUUAAACUCAGCAAAUGAUUGUAAGAUAGAGAAAAUAAAAUUAUCAAUAGAAGAUAAGGGUAAAAAUCACAUGUCAACAAUUCUGAAAAUAUUUUCUUUACUAUUUUCUCAAGUUUCAAAAUUAUAAAGUUUAGAAAUCACAACUUAAAAUUCAGAUAGUAUAUUUUAACACAUUUAUGAAAACUGUAAAUCUGAUAAACUAAAACUUAAAAGUCUAAUAAUUAAUAGUUCUCUCAGUGUUGAUAUGGAUUUUUUUCAUUUUAUCUCUAAAUCUGUUGAAACAUUAACACUAUUGAGAAUAUAAAAAGUAAUUUAUUUAAAAUAAAAUGAAACAAAUAACUUAUUGUAAUAAAUCUACAAAUAACCUUUAUAAGGAAGCAAACUUGAUCUAAACAUUAUUGAACAUGAAGAUACCUACUUUUUAUAUUAUAAUUUAAUUUUUAAUGAAAUGUUUGGAUUUACUAAUUUAAUUUUGAGACAUCCUCUAAGUUUUGAAAAGAUGCAAUUAAGCUAUUCGAUUUUUAAAAUCAAAUAUUUGAAAUUAGAUAUGGGUAUUAGUUAUAACGAAAAUAUCUAAUUGAAUAAUGAUGCGUUAACUUUGAUUUCAUCUAAAAUGAUUUAUAGUGAAGAUAGUAUUUUGGAAGAAUUGGUCUUAAUGAAUUGUGAUUUAAAAGUUCCAGCAAUUAAAGCUAUUGUAAGUCCUGCUUAAAAAUUAAGAGAUAGAAUCAGUUAUACAAGUAGGCAAAAAUCCUUUUAUAUGAGUAUCAAAAGGAUAUGUAUCUUAUAUUCAUUUCAUAUAGGAGAAGAAGGAAUGGAAAUGUUAUUUAAUAAUUUAAUAUAUUUUGAAUAUGUGAAUAUUGAGAGAAUAGAAUUAUAAGCAAUAGAAUUGAAUGAUAAAAUUAUCAUUGAAAUGAUUAAACAUGCAAAUGAAUGGUUACAUUUUUAAAAGAGAAAUUAAAGAUAAUUUAGUAAGUUAUUUCCUAUUAGAUACUUGGAUAUAGGAAAAAAUGAAUUGUUUUAGGAUAAAGUAAUAUGGUAGAAAUUUCUUAGAACUUUUGUAUUUACUGAUAAAACACCUUAUUUAUAAAUCUUAAAUUUUCAUUAAAUGGCAUUGACUGAUUCUAUAGCAACUCAUAUUGGAUAUAAUGCAUAAAAAUUUUUAAAUUCUAAAGCUAAAAAUUAUCAAUUUCCUUUAAAAAGAUUAAAUUUUUCAAAAAAUUAUUUUUUAACAGAAAUUGGAUGGAAGAAUAUUUUUAAUAAUUUUAUUUUCCAUCCAAAAGUAUAUUUAAUUGAAUUAAAUUUGACUAGUACAUAAUUAGAUACAGAUGAGAAAUUGAAUUCUAUAUUUUUAGCUGCAUAAAAAAGAGCAUAAUUAUAAAAAAACAAAUAACUUCCUUUGCAUACAUUCUUAUGUUAUAAUGUUAGAAUAAAAGAUUAGAUUGCUAAAUAUAUUUCACCUAAACCUUUAUAAUAUGAACCUCCUGAAGAUUUACCUAUAAAAAUUGAUUAUAAAAGUUGGAGAUUAGGUAUUUUUGAUGAAUUACCAAUUCAUUUAGGAGAUCAAGUUGAAGUAUUAAAUUAGAUAAUAUAUAACAGAAAUGAAUUAAUAAUUCCAAGUUAAUUAGAUUUUUAUGAAGGUUUUAAAUUUUCUAAAUUUCAUUUAAGUUUUAUAGAACACUAUUUAAAAAUAAUUAAUUAAAUUUUUGGUGUAGAUUAAAAUGCAAUUGAAUUAACCUUUAAUUUAGCAACACUUGAUAGCUUUUCAAAUUUAUUCAGAUACACAACCGAAAAACCAGCUAAACCAUUUCCAUAUUAUAUGCUAUUUUAAAGAGAAGCAUAUGUUUUUUUUAGUAAAUCUUCAAAUAAAAUAAAAAAGAUAAGUUUAGUUAAAGCAGAAUCUUAAUCUUUAGAAGAAUUAAGUUAAUUUGAUGUCCUAUAAAUUUGGGAGAAUAUAAAACGUUUUAAAUGUAAUAUAGAUUAAAUUUUAAUGGAAUAUACUUUGAAUGAUGAUUUGGUAGAAAAAAUGCUUAAAAAAGGAUAUACUGAAAGAGAUUUUAUUUCAUUAUGUAGAUUGAUUCCACCAUCAAAUGUUAGAAUAUAAGGUUCAUUAAGCAUUUAAGCAAUUAAAGGCUUAUAUUCUAUUUUAUAUGAAACUUAUUACUUUCAAUAUUCAGUUAUUGAUUAUAAAUUUGAUAAUUUCUUAAAUAUUGGUAUUGGAUAUGGUUUGAGAGAAACUGCAUAUCGAAAAGCCGAAGGCAAUUCUUGGUCUAAUUUUUAUAGAAUGAUGUAAUAUGGAUUUUAUGAUAUUUUUGUUAAGCCUACUCAGAAAUAUGUAUUUGAUGAUUCAGUUAUUAUUUUAAAUCAAUAUUUGUCAAAAUAGAAAUGGAAUUUAUUACUAUUAGCUUUUACAAACUUUCUAUUCUUUGGUUCAGCAAUUAUUGCUCCAUUUUUCCUAAUUGAAUUUGCAACCAAAGAAAAUGAGUAAUAAUGUUAAGUUACAAAAGGAUAUUAAUAAUAUUAUUUUUAUGGAGCUUUUGCAUUAAUUUCAGCUUUGAUAGAAGGGCAUUUAUAUUUUUCUAUUUGUAAUAUAAUUCCUGAAUAUAUUACAUCAAUGGAACAUGCAGUAUAAUUUAAUGAAUAAGAGAUUAAAAUAACUGAAUAUAAAAAUUCAUUUAAUUCAAUUGAAACUAAUAGAGUAAACUAAGGUGAUGAUAAAUUAUGUAAAACACAAUUCAAAGACAGAUACAAAAAAAAAAUAGAAAAGUCUUACAAAUCUUUUUUAUCAAAAAUCAAUAGAGUUGGUAAAUCUAAAUUUAUUACUUAAAUUAAUCGAAUAAUUUAAUUUUCUAUGUCUUAAUUAUUUAAGUUUGAUCUUUUUGGUGAUGUUACCUUUAUUUUAGUACUUUAAAAUUGUAAUUAUAUUGAAUUAUUUUAUUUAACCUGUAUAAUUACUGCAUUUACAUAAGGAAUUCAUUUUAUUUACUUUUUGUACCUUAUUACAAAACGAUUUUUUAAAUCAAACAAAUCUAUUUAAUAAUUAUCAUCCUAAUUUAUCAAUGAAUUCUAUUCUAUUGGAUUUUAAGGAAGAAAUUCUGCUUUAUCGAAUUUAUUAGAUUCAAUAGCUCCGUUUAAUGUUUCAGUCAUUCCAAAUAAUUAAUUAACUAGAACCAUAUUACCAAAUUAAGCAGGAAAAUCUAUGAGUAAUCUAGUCAAAGUAUUUUAAACUAUUUUUAUAUUUAGGGCUACUUCGUUUAGUUUAUAUUUGAAGAUCUACCUUAAAUUGUAAUAUAGACUUAUUUUACAGUUAAUUAAGCAUGGAAAUAACAAGGAGAAUUAGAAUUCUUGACUUAUCUAAGAAUUGCUAUCUCAUUAUUAACAGUUGUUACUUCCUUUAUUAGGUAAUUAAUAUAUUAUUAUAAUUUAGAUUUAUGUCAAUUAGACCUACAAUUUUAGUCUAAGAUGAUUUUGAUAGAUUAUCUGAAAAAAAGAAAUUUAACUAUAACAACAUAAGAAAAGAUUUAUUAUCGAAUGAAAAAAAACAAUUACUUCAUUUUUCAGAAUUUAGCUCAUAACCUAUAAAUGAACAAAACGGACAAAACCCAGAUGAAACUCAUCCUUUACAUUUAUAAUAAUCAUAUCAAGUUCCUUGA
Paramecium sonneborni is the source of this 7454-nucleotide messenger RNA. The record is from the annotation of a GenBank genome assembly. Lineage: Eukaryota; Ciliophora; Oligohymenophorea; Peniculida; Parameciidae.